CAUAGUUAGCUGGCCACUCGUUUUUAUAUCAUUUCAUUAUUUUCUUCUCCCUUCGAUUUCUCCAGAACAGCAAGGGAGAAUCAAUUCCUCAUCGUUGCAAUUCUUCCCUCUCUAGAUUCUCAUCUUUCCUCUCUUCUAUCUCCUUCAGAAAAAAAAAAACAAAAAAACCACAGCUUCAUAUUAUAUAUCUAGCUCUUCAUUUUCUCUUGUUCAAUCAAGGUUAUGCUUUAAAAUUCUGAAACUCACAGUUUCAGGCAAAUUUUAGCCUAAAGAUCUGUGCGUUGACCCUUGGCAGGUUCAGCUUUUGGAGGGGUUGGAGUUGUUCUUCCACAUAAGCCAUUGAUUAUUCCAAGUUUCUCUUUUCUCUCUCUCAAGUUCAAAAUUUUGUUUUUUUUCUUUCUGUCUCUUUGGUGGACUUGUGGAAUGCUGGGGUCAGAGAUUUCUGAGACAUGUUCUAGCAGACUUUUGGUGAAUUGGAUCACUGUGGUUUCUGUCAUGAGUAGAAGAGAAUCUGAGUCCUCAGAGAUCUAAGCCUCUCUGGUGUUUUGUUCAGCACACACCCUUUUGUUGUGCCAUAGUUGUGAAAGUGAAAGAGUGAGAGAAGAUGAUGGGAAUGAGGAAUAUUAGUAGUAGUAAUAACAAUAAUAAGACAAAUGGUCAUUCUUCCAUCAUGAACAAUGGAGGUUCAGAUGGUAACAGAGCUGAGCCAGGUUCAAAGGAAUGGGAGAUGAGGCCAGGUGGAAUGUUGGUUCAGAUGAGAACUGCUGAUUCGGAUCGGAACCCAGCACUUGUGCCAACAAUUAGAGUUAGGAUCAAGUUUGGUUCAAUUUACCAUGAAGUCAAUAUUAGUUCACAAGCUACAUUUGGGGAGUUGAAAAAAAUGCUGUCUGGGCCAACUGGGUUACACCAUGAAGACCAAAAGCUGUUUUACAAAGACAAGGAGAGGGAUUCAAAGGCUUUUCUUGACAUGGUUGGGGUGAAGGACAAAUCCAAGAUAGUGCUAGUGGAAGACCCUAUUAGUCAAGAGAAGAGGUUGUUAGAGAGAAGGAAGAAUGCUAAGAUGGAGAAAGCUGCAAAGUCAAUCUCAGCAAUCAGCUUGGAAGUAGAUAGGCUUGCAGGACGGGUAUCAGCCUUUGAGUCCAUUAUUAGCAAAGGUGGGAGAGUUGUGGAAACAGAUUUGCUUAAUCUGAUUGAGUUAUUGAUGAAUCAAUUGCUUAAAUUGGAUGGUAUAGUGGCUGAUGGGGAUGUGAAACUACAGAGGAAAAUGCAGGUAAAAAGAAUUCAAAAGUAUGUUGAAACACUUGAUGUGCUGAAGGUUAAGAAUUCUAUGUCUAGUAGCAAUGGAGACCAUGCCACAGUGCAGCUUCAACAGAAGCAUUCAAAUGGGCAACAACAAAAGCAUUCAAAUGGACAUCAUAGAUCAGCCUUAGCACCAAUUCAAGAGCAGCAACAAGAACAAGAACAACCCCCAAGGAAUUCCACCUCAGGAGUUGUAGUUACCACAAACUGGGAAUUGUUUGAUUCUGUCCCACCAUUAAUCCCUGUGCCAUCCACAUCCCCAUCCCCACAUCCCUCGGAGACCAAUAAAUCAGGUCCUCCCAAGUUCAAUUGGGAAUUCUUCAACUAAGUACCCUACCAUGUGUGGAUAUGAUUUGGGUUUGUCUUCCACUUGGAGUGUUAUAUGUUUUGCAUUCUUUUCUGUAUUUAGAUUUGUUUAGCAACCCCCUAUAAUCUGUCAUUUACUUCAGAAAUAAAUGGGGUUGCUAUGAUAGUGAUUAUCAUAGAAAAAAGUUACAUUUCUGUGAUUUUGGUGUCCACCGAAUUCAUUUACCAAAUGUAUGGGCCUAUUUUUUUUAUGGAUAUAUAUAAUAUUAUUAUUAGCAUUUGUAA
This is a messenger RNA of Glycine soja, 1890 nucleotides long. Its product is annotated as BAG family molecular chaperone regulator 3-like. Gene Ontology annotation, molecular function: adenyl-nucleotide exchange factor activity; protein-folding chaperone binding. NCBI's taxonomy places the organism in Eukaryota, Viridiplantae, Streptophyta, Magnoliopsida, Fabales, Fabaceae. The record is from RefSeq and is a predicted model, not a curated record. Gene Ontology annotation, cellular component: cytoplasm. Gene Ontology annotation, biological process: protein stabilization. The transcript is spliced from 4 exons. The coding region runs from base 605 to 1627 and encodes 340 amino acids.